This is a messenger RNA of Motacilla alba alba, 3022 nucleotides long. It is a transcript of the gene SPRED1, whose product is annotated as sprouty related EVH1 domain containing 1. Gene Ontology annotation, cellular component: membrane. Gene Ontology annotation, biological process: multicellular organism development; negative regulation of MAPK cascade. Bases 672 to 1913 code for a protein of 413 amino acids. Lineage: Eukaryota; Metazoa; Chordata; Aves; Passeriformes; Motacillidae. The record is from RefSeq and is a predicted model, not a curated record. Gene Ontology annotation, molecular function: protein kinase binding. The transcript has 6 exons.
CCGGGCCGGCGCGUCCUCCCUCCGCAGUGCUCGACGUCGCUUUGGAGGGGGUGGGAGAUCCUCGUCGAGCCUCUCUGCCCCCCCUUUUCCCCUUCCCUCCCCGCCUGCUCCGGCCUGUGGCGGCUCCGGUGUCUGGAGGAAUUUCUGCCGCCGCCUGCCCCGGCUGUGCGCGGGAGGCGGGCGGGCAGGGAGGGAGGCGGCCGAACAGCAGCAGCAGGAGGAGGAGAAGGAGGAGGAGGAGGAGGGGGGCAGCAGCGAAGGCGGCUGCAGCGGGAGAUGAGCUGCAGCGGGAGGACGGUGCGGUGCAGCUUUUUGCGGCGGGGAGCCUUCCCUUGUCUCCACAACUCUACCCCCCUCUAACUGGGAGCAGCUCAAUAUCAGAAGAUCCGUGGGUUUUGCUUCUGUUUGCUUCACCAUCACCACCAUCAUCAUCGUCUCUAAAGACAGGGGAAAUACGCUGCACCGCCGGACGUCAGGAUUUCGGGUUUCCAGGAUAAAGACCGCUCUCCUACUCCUUCCCCCGCCCCUCUCCCUUACUCACCGCACGGCCCGUGCCCCGGCCGGGGGCGGCAGACCGGGGGUAACAAUGGUGAAGUUUCUGGUGAGUUCUGGCUGCGCCCUGGCUGCGUCGGUGCUGCUCCGUGUGCCUGUCGGAUCGUGGUGAGGAGAAAAUGAGCGAAGAGACGGCGACUUCUAACGAUAAUAGUUAUGCACGAGUGCGAGCUGUGGUGAUGACCCGGGAUGACUCAAGUGGUGGAUGGUUACCACUUGGAGGGGGUGGACUAAGCUGUGUCACAGUCUUCAAAGUCAUUCCCCAGGAAGAGAAUAGCUGUGCUGAUUUUCUUAUCCAUGGAGAACGACUCAGGGAUAAAACGGUGGUCUUGGAAUGCACAUUAAAGAAAGACCUUGUUUACAACAAAGUUACUCCUACUUUUUACCACUGGAAGAUUGAUGACAAAAAGUUUGGCCUCACAUUUCAGAGUCCUGCUGAUGCAAGAGCAUUUGAUAGAGGUAUUCGGAGAGCAGUAGAGGAUAUUUCUCAAGGUUAUCCACCUUCCCAAAAUGAUGUUGAAGUGGCAGAAGACUGCUUUCAAACUGCUCAAGAAAAUUCAUCAGGUUCACUAAUGAAAGAUCACCUUUUUCAACAUGAAACUGUAGUAACCAGUGAAACUUACAACAGUCCAAAUUUAAGGCCUUCAACAUUUGAGGAUUUCAACACCAGGAGAGCCUGUUUUCCUAGCCAAACUAACCAGGUCCCACUGAAAUCAAUCAGACAUGUUAGUUUUCAGGAUGAAGAUGAAAUUGUCAGAAUAAACCCUCGUGACAUUUUGAUACGUCGUUAUGCAGACUACAGGCAUCCUGACAUGUGGAAGAAUGACCUGGAGAGGGAUGAUGCGGACUCAAAUAUACCAUUUUCUAAAUCAGACAGUAAAAAAUCUGACUAUUUAUACCCAUGUGGAGAUGGAACUAAGUUGAAUUCCCUAAAAGACUCAAAGAGUUCUGUGGUAUUUAAAACUCAGCCUUCCUCAUCAAAAUUUAAAAACUCAAAAAGAAGAAAAGAGGAUGGUGAGCGUUCCCGCUGUAUAUACUGCCAGGAAAGGUUUAAUCAUGAAGAUAAUGGCAGAGGAAAAUGUCAAGAUGCGCCAGAUCCUAUUAAAAGAUGUAUCUACCAAGUUAGUUGCAUGCUUUGUGCAGAGAGCAUGCUGUAUCACUGCAUGUCAGACUCUGAAGGAGAUUUCUCUGAUCCUUGCUCGUGUGACACUAGUGAUGACAAGUUCUGCUUACGCUGGUUAGCACUGGUGGCACUCUCGUUCAUUGCUCCAUGUAUGUGCUGCUACCUCCCCUUGAGAGCAUGCCAUCACUGUGGUGAGGUGUGUGGGUGCUGUGGAGGAAAGCAUAAAGCUGCGGGAUGAAUCAGUCUUGUGCCAAACAGAGCUGAAAAAUCUUUGUUUCCAGGAAGCAUCUAACUUGGAUUUGCGGAAGCUUUUUGGCAAGCUGAAGGGAAUCUUCUUUCACGUAAGAGAUGCUUGAUGUGGAGGAAGCAACGAGACUUGUCAGACCUUGGCAUUUUACAAGUGCUAGCCACGCCUAACUAUUUCCUUUAAAUGCGUGGCAUUUGUUGCAAGUUGUGAAGGAGAUUUUGCGAAGGAAAGCCUGUUCUUAUUAUUGGCUAUAAAAUGAGUAUAUAAACUAUGAUUAUACUAAAAGGGAUUAACUUUUGCCACUUUGUACAUUCAUGGUUUAGGUGAGGGGGCUCUUUUAAAAGGAUUAAAACUUAUCUGAGGGGAAAUUUUAACUAAAAGUGCACUAGUGACAGUUGAUUUAAGAUUAAGAAAAGUUAAUACUCAGCAAAUGAGAAAUGAAACUGAUUUUAAGUGCAACUAAAUCACUUAUUAAUAGUUUUUUGGAAGCAACUUUAUGUAUAAAUAACAAAUGUUUAUAUUUAACUAAAUGUGUAAGGUACGAAUUAUUACUUGUUAAACUUUCCUUCCCUCCAAUGUAGUAGGUAUGGACCAUAUCUACUGUCACAUUCCAUGGUAGUAUUUUAAAUAGUUAAUUUAGUUGCAUUUUUAUUCCAGAUCGACAAAUUGAUAUUUUCAGUCCUGGUUCCCUUCAGCUACAGUUUGUGUUGAGUUGUAUCCAUGCAUUCUGAUAAUCUAAAACCUUUAAAAUAUUAAUUAUUCUAGUCUUGAGUGACCAAUAUUUUUUUUGUUAAGCACAGAUGUAAUUGUCUAAAAUGUUCUUGUUAGAACAUAACAUUUAUUUUUAUAUAUAAAUUACUUUGACUUCAACAUAAUAGCAAAAAGGACGUUGUUUCUGUUGUUCAACCAGCAAGUUGUUUUCUUUUGGGGUGUCCUCCAAAAAUACUUUCUUGCAUAUUCAGAUGUUCAUUAAGCAAAAGGUACAUUAAGGCAGUUGUAACAAAUUGUCACCAGUGUUCUUGUUUAUCCUUCUGUUAAACUAGGAUCCUGUUCAGCUGUUCAUCAAGUACUAUGAUUAAAACAAAAGAUUAAUAACAAAA